GUUUUCUGCAAAUAUGUACGUCGAUCAUUAUCAAUUUUUGCAGCCUAUGCUAUUCUGUGCUUGUUCGAUUGACAGCCGUAAUUACGGUUUAUGUCAUACGUCAGAUAUCUACGACACCAUUGCUUUAAAUUAACCACCAAUAUUAAAUUUUCGGGUAUUUUAAGUCCGCUAUAAAUUUGUUAUACUCGUGAUCAUUUUGCUCGAAAUUCAAGAUUUUCGAUAUUAUCUCUUCGAUACACAAUGUUUGACUGUGUACUACUUACUCUAAUUCACAUAAUUAACGUUGCUCGAAUUACUGUAUUUUGAUCAUAUUUUGAUAGCGGGUAUCGCUCGUGUUCACGUGUUGUUUGGAGUAAACGAUGACGAAUUAUGAGCAGUUAUCGCAAGGUGAUUAGCGAUAGGAAAGGACACGCGAUAACAUUAUUGACGGAUACACGGUUUGCCGCCAAAUUCACGCCUCAUUCGACAUUACGCCGAUACAGUUGUGACUGUUGUGGAUACCGGUGGAAAAUGGAAUAAAUACGUGAUCGGCAAUAGACCACGGAUUAGGCAUUUGUGCAGCCUCCAGAUAAUUGUGCAUUAUCGGCACGCAGUUCGACAACCCUGUCAGUAAAUUGUUCCAGUUGGCAAUAUUUACGAGUACAUCGGUUUGCUUAUAAACAUCACGUGGAAGGAAAUCUAUGCGGAUUUUCUGCCAUCUCAGCGCUGACAAGAACGGUUUCUGCAGUUCUGACGGCUGCAAAGAAUUUCAGUGUAUAUGCGUUUACAUCGGAAAGCAACGGCAACGCUACUGUACGCUUAUAACACUAUCGAACGCAUCGGUGAAAAUAAGGAUCUAAGUGCCAGCGGGGACGAAACGCUAGGGUAGCUCAUCUGCCUGAUCAUGCCAGUUGCCAAGGCGACAACUUCCGCCGACGGAGCGGAGAUGCUUCCGGCGGAUGUGAUGCGAUGCGCAUACUGUGGUUUGGACGACGCACAAUACCUGACAUUCUGCGAAGCGGAAAACUGCCAAAAAUGGUUUUGCAAUGGCAGCAGCGAUUUUAGCAAAAAGGCAUAUAAGCCGUACAGUCACAUCGUCGCCCACUGCACCAAAGCCAAACAUACCGCAGUUUCGGUGUUUAGCGGCAUCCCGGAGGGGACUUCCAAACGUAAACGUCAGUCUAUGAAAUUUAUUUUCGAUCACUGCACCUACAAGCCGAAGUGCUCCAGUACCAAAUGCCGUUCACGCAACAUUCUGGACCUCGGCGUGGAGGAUACAGCACAUCCGUUCGAUCCCGAGAAAAUAUGCUGCCGGAAGGAUGCGGUCCGUGCUCAUAAAGUGGGGAGGAAGUUGUGGCACACGUUGGUGGCGGCCCACCCCGAAACCGGGGUUACUCAGUCGGUGGAAGAACCGUUUUUCAUCCGCUUAGCGUCGUGGCUGGUACCGGCUGUUCCGAAAAAGAUCAUGCGGAAACACUCUAAAGGGGCUUUGAAAAAAUGGGGUCUGGAGCGUUUGGAUCGCGAUUCUAUCGGUUUCUUGGAGGAAUUUUGGCGGUGGAAGCCGGAUGGAACAAAAGAAGAGUUUCUUAACUGGAAGAUGACUAUUGACAGUUACUACGAAACUCGCAGGAUGCAAUUUACUGACGAGGGAGAUUAUUCCAAGUACUGGGAUGAACUGGUGGCUGAAAUAGCCCGCCAAGAAAUGGGCACGGUGGAGUCCUUGCCACCCAUUCGCAUUCCGGAGGGACAAGAAGCCAAAUGGUUGAACGGUUCCGACAUCAUCCUGACCGUUCCCUAUGGAAUGUUUACGGAUUUUCUGGAGAGGGGACGUCCAGUGAUGGUGGCCUGGGUGGUAAUGAGUAACGGCGAAGAAAAGACGAUGUGGUACCGGGAUGCCACCAUUUCCUGGAUGAAACCAGGCGACAACGGUUCGACUAUGAUGCUGCAUUGCUUCAAGGAAGUCGCUCGCGAUGACUAUCGCGAGAAGCGCAAUCUGCAGAUACGAAUUGUCUAUAAUGAUAUCAAUUUCUGGCGCAUGCAUCAGGCGCUGUACAAAAUUGAGCAUGAUCCGAAAUGUAUGUCCAGGGAAAUUCUGUACGCAUUGUUGGGGUGUAAGAUGGAAGCGCAGGAACUGCCGGAGGAAAGUGCGAGCGAAGCCGGCGAAUCUAUGAGUUGUGAAAUGCUGGGAAGUUCUGACGAGUCCCAUGAUGAAGAAAUUCAGGUGGAAAAUUUUCAGCCUGUCGUGAAACGCUUUCCACGCACGAUGAUACGGUCUAAUUUGCGGUUGAUGGCACCACAACCGUUUUUCGCUGAGUACACCGUGAACGGGUACCAGCACGAUUUCCGCCGUUUUACGUUCCAGAACAUGAGACUGCCGGAAUGCCUGAAUAAAGGUCAACGCCAAGCCGUCAGGAUGGCACUACUGAACACAGUCUGCUUGAUUCAAGGCCCACCGGGGACCGGGAAAACGCAGACGGCAGCGGUGAUUGUGGCCAAUUUGGUUAAGGAUCCGGAGGGGAAGAUCUUGGUGUGCGCCCCCAGCAAUGUGGCCAUCGACCAUCUGACCCUUAAGCUGAUCGAAGCCAGCAAGGAUUUCAAGAUUCUGCGGUUGCUCCCGCAUGGACGGGAUAUCGAGAGUGAUGCCAUGCCCGAUGUUGUCAAGCAGUACACCGUCAACGCCCGCUUCGCCAAGGAGCGGUCGGGUCAUGAAGCGACGGAUGAGGAGAUGCGGGCAUUUGAGAAGCAGUGUGUCCAGGAGGCCCAGAUCAUAUGCUGCACCUGUAACAGCGCCGGUUUGGCCAGUUUGAGAGGCAUUCCAUUUCCGUAUGUACUGAUCGAUGAAGCAGCACAGGCAAUGGAACCUGAAUGUCUGAUCCCCAUCACGAAAGCCUGCGAAAAGCUGAUUCUGAUCGGGGAUCCAUCACAACUGGGCGCCGUCGUGCGAUUUCCCAACAUGCAGAGAUCACAGCUGACCAUGUCGUUGUUUCAACGCUUGUGGGAACAGUGUCCGUCGAUUAUGCUGACCACCCAGUACCGAAUGCAUCCUAAUAUUUCCGAGAUGGUAUCGCAGAUAACGUAUGACAACAAGCUAGUGAACGAUCAGUCCGUUUAUAAUCGGCCACCGCCGACAUCUUUCUCAGAACAACUGUUCGAAAGCGCUCCUCCACCAUCCCAGUCUGGCGCAUGCAAAAAGAAAUCCGUUCCGAUUUUAUUUGUGGAUGCGGGCUACAACGACGAGAUAUCGGCCAGCGGAACGUCAUUCGUUAACAUGAUUGAAUCGCAUUUUAUUGCCCGAUUGGUGGCAAAUAUUCUUCAUAACGGCGACGUAUUUAGUGACCCCGCAAAAAAGCCAAAACCAGAGGACAUUGGCAUUAUCACCUUCUACAACGGGCAGCGUCCACAGCUGGAGAUUGACUUGAAAGUCCAUCCACGCGUUACUGCGAGUUGCCUUGGCUCUGGUAAAAUCGAGAUCAACAGUGUGGAUGGCUUUCAAGGCCGAGAAAAGGAGAUUAUCAUACUGUCGUGCGUUCGUUCUGCCGACACCUUCUGCGGUAGAAGCACACUGGGUUUUACCGAUGAUCGGCAACGGUUGAAUGUGGCAAUGUCACGAGCGAAAACCGCUCUGUUUGUCGUGGGUAGUCGGCGAAUCUUCCAGCACUCUGCAGUAUGGCGGCAAUAUUUUGAAUACAUUCCUCAAAAAUCGCUGGAAGCUGUGUGUCACGCGCUACCGGAGCCGUGCAGCACCAAACCACAACCCUGUAAAGUUUGUCGAUCCCGUCGUCCUGUUGUGGUCGAGGCAGUGGAGCAAUAGCGUACGCGAAACACUGGUUUUGAGUCUUGUUUUCAAUCUUCCAAAGUUUGUAGAAAUUAAAAAUGAUUUUUUUAGUAAGCAAAUUCCUUAUAGCGGGUGGUUUUAUGGUGUCAGUGCACACUGCUGUCAUGUUGGGGUUCAUGAUUUUUUGUGUAUACGAUUCCCCAUAGGUCUGUUUGCCUUGUUGCUUGUAGAUAACGCUGAUUGUUCAGCACAUAUACAGAAAUAUUGUGUAUGAAUUAGUUUUACAGUGAAAAUAACACAGGUAUCCGUGCAAUGGAGUUCGAUAGCGAAACAAUAAU
This is a messenger RNA of Paramacrobiotus metropolitanus, 4092 nucleotides long. RefSeq names its product regulator of nonsense transcripts 1-like. The transcript is spliced from 8 exons. Gene Ontology annotation, molecular function: ATP binding; zinc ion binding; RNA binding. Gene Ontology annotation, cellular component: cytoplasm. The record is from RefSeq and is a predicted model, not a curated record. Gene Ontology annotation, biological process: nuclear-transcribed mRNA catabolic process, nonsense-mediated decay. The coding region runs from base 884 to 3790 and encodes 968 amino acids. Lineage: Eukaryota; Metazoa; Tardigrada; Eutardigrada; Parachela; Macrobiotidae.